GUCAACCCGAUGCUACAAUGAUGUUAUUUAGACUUGUGACACGUAACACAGUUAUCCUAUGACUGGUAGACUGUUGAAUUGGUAUAGACAUAGAGAAUUUCAGGUUUUGAGCCAAGAAGAAGCAUCACAUAUCUUGAAAAGGUGUAUACCCCGCCAACCUCGAGGCUGAGGGCAAAGGUAUAAGUGGACUUGUUCCUCAGUCUUUGCUCAAAGCUGUGGACUUUUUCACAUUGAUUAUUACGAAGUCCAAAUCCAAAGCCGAGUGGAGAACCCAAAACUGAACGAAAGAGCUUGAAAUUCUAUUUCAGACCAACAUCGAAAAUGGGUUCCUUGUUUCAAUCCACCAUCGACAGAAUCAUUUUAUCCCACACCGCGAAAAGCCCUCAGGCGACGGCUGUCGAAGAUGGCGACCGCAAGCUGUCAUAUCAACAGCUCGAGCACAAAGUAGCCAGCCUCACCUCCAUGCUCGAGGAGCACGACCUCAAACAUGAAGAGCCAGUUUGCAUCCUGGCGAAUCUCGGCAUUGAGGUCAUUGUCGCUCAGCUGGCUCUCAUACGCCUUGGCUUGACAUGUAUUCCCUUGAUUACAUGUACGCCCAGGCUUCGCCUCAUGAGUAUCCUGAAAGAUGUGGGUGCAAGAUAUGUUCUUUCAGACUCGGAAGACAUUCUCCUGGAUAGUGAAUUCACGGUCCUUCCCAUCACAGUCCGCAACGAAGAAAAGCAGACCCGUGACGCGGACCGUGCUGGCUUCGCCGAUGGUGUCGAUGGCACCCAAGACUCAUUCGUGGAGUGCCAAAACCCCAACUAUCGCAGCCACAUCCUGUACACCUCUGGAUCUACCGGAAAGCCCAAGCCGGUGCAGGUCAUGGAGCGAAGCAUUCUGCAUUUGGCAACCAAGAGCCCGCUCGGAAUCCUCGACCCGACCGACAAAGUCGCCAUCAUCAACAACCCCGGCUUCGACAUCUCCCUGUUUGAGAUCUUCUCCGGCUUCGUCGGAGGAGCGACGCUCGUGAUCGUGCCUCGCAUGGUAGUCACCGACCCCUUCACCUUCCGCGAGUUUAUCGUGGAGAAGAGACUUUCGGUCAUCUAUCUGACCUCCACCUUGUUCGGCAUUAUCGCCCACGCCUGCCCGACCACCUUCCACAACGUCAAGCACCUUUUGAUCGGCGGAAGCAUUGCCAACGUCGGAGCAGUCAAGGCUGUCGUAAACUCGUCUCUGCCCCCGAAACAUCUCUGGAACACCUACGGUCCUACCGAGAUCACGACCCACGCCGCGAUGCAUCUGGUCACCCCGUCAGAGUUCCAGUACGAUAACAUCGGUCUCGGAAGGCCUUUCGGGGAUGGACGCCUUCGGCUGGUGAAUGAAGACCUCAGUCCCAUCACCACCCCCGGCGUCGUCGGUGAGAUUCUCCUCACUGGGCCCGGCUUGACACGCGGAUACGUUGGCCUCCCCGAAGAGAAUCAGCAUCGGUUUGUGCAGCUGGAAGACGGCCUCCGGUACUAUCGCAGCGGUGACCGAGCCAGAUGGAGAAAAGGCGAGGCCGAUGUUUUCGAAUUUGCCGGACGCACGGACUUUCAAGUCAAGCAGGGCGGGUUUCGCGUGGAGCUGGAAGAGAUCCAGCACAUGCUACUUUCUAGCGGUCAGCUCGUGGGCGCCGUCGUCGUGCAGGUACCGGGCAGCAGCGUGAGCGUGGGGGAGUUUAUCGUUGCAUUCGUCAUUCCCGCUAUCGCUGAUACUCUGCGCCUCGGGGGGCUCGACGAAUACUUGGGGGAAAGGCUGCCCGCAUAUAUGAUCCCCAGCGAUAUCGUGUUCCUCCAGGAGUUCCCAUUGAACGAUCAUGGGAAGAUUGAUCGCAAGGCCUUGAUUCAGAAUUACCUGACGGAGCGCGAGCACAAGAAGUUCGAAUGUAAGGACAGCCGUGACACCACCGCCAUCGUCAAGGGCCUCUGGUCCUCGUUGCUCAACAAGCCGUCUUUCGCCCAAGACGACGACUUCUUCCGAUUGGGGGGCACCUCCUUGCAGGCAGCGGCCCUGAUAGCCAAACUGCGCGAGCACACGGGCCGAACAGUCUCCAUGCGCGGGCUUGUGGAGAACUCCCGUCUCCACGAGCUGGUCGCCUAUCUGGGCGAGUUCGUCGAAGGCGGCAAUGCUCCCGACGAGGCCGAUACUUGGAUCGCUGAUGCCCGACUGGCCGAUGACCUGAAGAUCAAUUCGACCUGGUCCGCCCAGGAUUGGGAUUCAGUCGUAGACUGGACUGCUCCAGGGGAAGGCCGUCUUUUCCUGACCGGGGUCACCGGAUUCGUGGGGGCGCAUUUUCUCUCUCGCUUGCUCAAGAUGCCGGAGGUGCAGGAGGUCGUCUGCCUUGCGCGCGCGAAGAGCGGCCAGACCCCCCGGCAGCGCGUCGAGAACACUCUCCGGCGUUACGAGUUCCACGAACGAGUGGCGGAUCAACUCGACAAGCUGACCGUCCUCGAAGGCGAUAUCACGCAGAAGGACCUCGGGUUAUCCGGCGGCGACUACACGCAACUGGCGGACAGGACCAGCGCGAUCUUCCACAUCGCGGCCAAGGUCAACUACUGCGAGCCCUACUCGGCCCACUUCGAGCCCAACGUUCUCGGAACGAAGAACCUGCUUGAGCUGGCGGCGCAAGGCCGCCGGAAACCCUUCCACUACAUGUCCAGUCUCGACGCGUGGGGUGCAACCGGCCUCAUCUACGGGACACGGGUGCUCCUGGAGGACGAGCCGCUGCUCCCACACAUUGGGUCCCUGGCAUUCGACAUCGGCUACGCAUCCAGUCAGUGGGUGGCCGAGCAGAUGGUGCGAGGCGCGCGCGACCGCGGCCUUCCCGCCGUGAUCUAUCGACCCGGGUUCGUCCUCGGGGACACCCGCCACGGCGCCGGCAAUCCGGAUGACUUCGUGUCCCGCCUGUUCAUGGGAUCGAUCCGCCUCGGGGCGUUUCCGCAUCUCCCCAACCAGCGCAUGGAGUUCGUCACGGUGGACUACGUCUGCGACGCGACGUUGCACAUCGCCGCCAGGAAGAAAAGUCUCGGCCGCUCGUACUGCCUGGUGCCGCCCUCGCCCGCCGUCUCCGUGGAUAUGGAGCGGACGUAUGAGAUCUUGGUCGCCGCAGGCUAUUCGCUGCGCUUGCUGCCGUACUGGGACUGGGUCCGCGAGCUCCAGGAGAUCGAGGACCAGGACAAUCCGUUGAACCCGCUCCUCCCCAUGCUGCAGGAGCCCGUCAUCAGUGGGCUGUCGCGCUUCCAGACCAGCCGGCAGACGCCGCGGUACGAUUGCUCCAAUACCCUCGUCGCGCUCAAGGAUGCCCCGGAUAUCAAGUAUGCGCCGCUCAGUGUCGAUUUGCUGGGCCGGAUGCUGCGUUUCUGGCGCCGCAUGGGGGCUUUUUGAGGCGGCGGCUUUUUGAGGCGGCUUAGGGCUGAUUGCGGAAUUGGGCGGGGAAACGGAUGGGGUUUGCUAGUGCUGAUGGCACAGCUAGUUAUGGAUUCCCUCCGGCCUCUUGUUCUUAUGCGCUCGAUGAAAGCUGUCCGUGUGAAUUGUUGCGUGCCUUGGAUAAGUGAAAAUUGGGAAAUGAUCAUGUAG
This is a messenger RNA of Aspergillus fijiensis CBS 313.89, 3597 nucleotides long. RefSeq names its product NRPS-like enzyme. NCBI's taxonomy places the organism in Eukaryota, Fungi, Ascomycota, Eurotiomycetes, Eurotiales, Aspergillaceae. The record is from RefSeq and is a predicted model, not a curated record. The transcript has a single exon. Bases 322 to 3405 code for a protein of 1027 amino acids.